This is a messenger RNA of Gymnogyps californianus (California condor), 242 nucleotides long. RefSeq names its product NOP10 ribonucleoprotein (gene NOP10). The transcript is spliced from 2 exons. Gene Ontology annotation, molecular function: box H/ACA snoRNA binding; telomerase RNA binding. Gene Ontology annotation, cellular component: box H/ACA snoRNP complex; box H/ACA telomerase RNP complex. NCBI's taxonomy places the organism in Eukaryota, Metazoa, Chordata, Aves, Accipitriformes, Cathartidae. Bases 1 to 195 code for a protein of 64 amino acids. The record is from RefSeq and is a predicted model, not a curated record. Gene Ontology annotation, biological process: positive regulation of telomerase RNA localization to Cajal body; snRNA pseudouridine synthesis; rRNA pseudouridine synthesis.
AUGUUCCUGCAGUGCUACAGCGACGAGCGCGGCGAGCGCGUCUACACCCUGAAGAAAGUGUCCCCAGCGGGGCAGCCCACCCGCUCGGCCCACCCGGCCCGCUUCUCCCCUGACGACAAGUUCUCCCGGCACCGCCUGGCCCUGAAGCGGCGGUUCGGCGUCCUGCCCACCCAGCGGGCACGGCCGCUCCUCUGAGGGAGGAGCCCCGGUGCCGGCCCCGGUCGCGGAAUAAACGGAUGACA